UUCUCACCCUGGCCAUGGACUCAGCCCGGCUCAGGCUUAGCACUGUCCCAUGUUUGGGAUUACACCCCCCUUACCACCCUCCCAGCCCCGUCUGGCGACCCCAGUGAGGGGUCAGUGAGAACAAGGGAGCCGUGUAGAGAGGGCCACUUGCUGGAGUUAUUAACAUGUUGUUAACAUAGUCUUAACCUAAUCCACUGGGGAUGACUGACUGUCGCCUAUAUCUCUGAACCUUAAUACAACUGUUAUGCAACUUUUGAACUGAAAUUCUCCACUAAGUACCUGUAUUAUCUACUGUUGAUUGAACUGAAAGUCUCCUCUAAGUAACUCUAUUAUCUACUGUUGAUUGAACUGAAAGUCUCCACUAAGUAAAGGGAAAGGGGGAUACCUCGUAAGUUUCACAACUGAAUGCAUUCAACCAAAAUAUGUCUUCCGCAUUUAACCCAACCCCUCUGAAUCAGAGAGGUGCGGGGGGCUGCCUUGAUCGACAUCCAUGUCAUCGGCACCCGGGGAGCAGUUGUUGGGGGUUAACUGCUUUGCUCAAGGGCAGAACGCCAGAUUUUUCCACCUUAACGGCUCAGGGAUUCGAACCAGCGAUCUUUCGGUUAAGUACCUCUUAUUGUCUACUGUUGAUUACCACUUAUUGAGAAUAAUUAAGAAGCUGUCAAGCUUUUUAGUGUGUUUGUCUCCUAUUUGACAUGGCGUAUUCCUAAAAGGUAGAUGUUUCCUUCUCUCAGGUAACUACAGUCACGUUUACUUGUACCUGUGUUUACUUUUUUCUUGAAUUUGCUUCUCUUUUGACUAAGCUAAGUUACAGACACCAUAGCUUGUUUUUGUCUCAGGAUACAUCACAAAUUGCAGGUCCAACGACCUAAAAUGACCUCCAACGACCUAAAGCAUACUCUCCAUCUAUAGAACAGCAUGGUGUCUAAUGGGGAGACUGACUGGAGAGGGAAGAUUCAUAUCAUAACACUACGGCAGUUCAAAACAGGCGCAACAGCAGUAAUGUGCCUUGUUGAGUCCAAACCUCUUAACUCCUUCUCUGAUCUGAUCUGGUUAAUGACAUGAUGAGAGCGUGGCGAGGCCUAGCGCUAUCCAUCCCUUCUGAUAACGGCUCUACCAACAUCACAGCCAUGCUAUGCUAGUCAUCCCUGCAUCUCUGCUGCUACCAGACUCUUAUUUACUAUUGCUAAUACUGCACAAUUUAAACACAUGCCCCCCAAUCCCCCCUUCCCCCAUAACACAUGUAAAUAUUGUUAUAUAGAUUGUACCUUCCUGUAUUAUACUUAUGCUAAAAUGUUUAUUCUAUUCUACUGAGCCAUUUACUUUAUUUUCGUAUUCUUAUCUUUUAUUAUUUCUUAUUGUUGUUGCAUUGUUGAGAAGGAACCUGCAAGUAAGCAUUUGAUUGGACAGUGUAGUGUAAACAAUGUGUAUCCUUUACAUAAGACUAAUAAAACUUGAAACUUCUUCCUCCAUUUCUCCAUUAAUUUCUCCCUCCAUCCCUCCACCUCGUCAUCCCUCUAUCCCCCCGCUGUCUCUCAUUCAUGCAAACACUCAACCCUUUCAUCUCCUUUUGGCGAGGCAGCAUGCAAACAAGUUACAGAGGAAGCAGCAGCAGAGAUAUAGAUGGAUGUGCCCACACUAAACAAACUCCUAUCUCAGAAAGAGCCCAUUGUCCUUUGGGAAUAGGUCAGGGGCUUAUCCAUGUUGCCAUCAGAGAUCGACCUACUCCCCUCCUGACUCCUGGGCUUUGUUCUGUACAGCUACAUGGGGAUAACGUCUGUGGAAAAGUAUGUGGAAGUUCUGCUACAAUGGUACUGUUCUACUGAAAAUGUGCACGCGCGCACACACACACAGUAUUGUUUAACUAACCAUAUAACCAUUCAAAAUCCUAUUUUUCAUAACCCCUAACCUUAACCCCAAAACCUAAUCUUAACCCUAACUCCUAACCCUAACCCGAAACCUAAUUCUAGCACUAAUUCUACCUUAACCCUAAACCUCCUAGAAAUAGCAUUUGACCUUGUGGGGACUAACAAAAUGUCCCCAGUUGGUCAAAUUUCUGUUCAUUUACUAUUCUUGUGGGGACCCCACAACACACACACACACACACACACACACACACACACACACACACACACACACACACACACACACACACACACACACACACACACACCCUGCAAGAAUCACUUCACUCACUCCCUGGAUCACUGACAAGCUAACCUGCACUUGAAGGCUGUCUUUUGUACCGUUGUCUCCUGUGUUGUGUCUACUGCUCACCUGUCUCAGUAUUAUUGAACCAUUCUAACUGGCCUUAUCUCACUGUAGCAGGCUGUGCAGCUCUCUGUAUCCCUGUCUCAGAGUCUCAUGGCAGUCAUUAUUACACAGUGGCUCAAGGGAUUGUUUUAGCCACUCUAAAUGCAGGCAGCAUGUUGCUAUGCCAUUAUGUGCAGUACCCAAUGCUGUGGGCAAGAGAACGCUGGGUGUCUCAGCCUGGGUAUGUAUUUCAUAAUAUGUGUUGAUCCUCUGGGGUGUUUGGCACUACUCCACUCAGCUUGUUGACCUUUCCCUGUUUACCAGUCUCUCCCUUCCCCCCGGGCCUCCUCACCCUCCCUCCCUCCCUCCCUCCCUCCCUCCCUCCCUCCCUCCCUCCCUAUCAGGUAAUGAGGAGGUGAGCUGGUGUGUUUGAACAUGUUAAUCAACCUCCUCCACUGAGCCCAGAGGUGGGAACACUGACUUAACGCAGCACGUGUUCACGUGUUGAGCACCAACCUCAGCCAACCUACACACCUCAGCCUAUAACCUUCAGCUGGCCUUUAACACAUAAUCACAGUCCUAUCUGAUAAGGUCCUAACUUUAUGGGUUUUACACUGUUGUAUUCGGUUGUUAAUGGGCACACCUGUUGAGUCCCUUCAUAUUGAUGUUUCAUUUCAGAAAUACGACUGACUGUUAUGUAUUGUAAGUUGCCUCGAAGAAUGAUGUGUUGAUUGAUACUCCGUUUUAAUGUAAGCCAACACAGACGAGUUUCAGAGAAGUUUAUAUUUGUAAUGUUAGGAGCGUUCCUAGUCUGAAUGCAGUAGGCCUAACUGCUUCUCAUAGCGACUAACUGUAGUCCAGAGAGGGGUCAAUGUCCCCUCGGCUACAGGAUAAUGGACGCCUAGAUAAGACUAUGGAUGGGGUCCUCCAAUUGUGAAUAUAUGUGUUGCUCAUUGGAGAAGGGGACAGAUAGACUAUAAAUAGCCAGGCUCUCCCUCUGAGGCCCCAGUGUGGCCCACCUGUAAAUAUUUCAACAAGGUACCGUCACUUUAAUGGGGCCUUAUAUCACCGGGGUUGCCAUGGCCACCAAGCCACUGUAAAUGUCCUCUGUCUAUCACCCAUUCGUCUAUCACCGGUGGGAGAAGAGAGAGGAGGGCCAGUGACAGAGCCCAUUCGUCCUGGCCAAAACCUAUUGUUGGUCCAUUCAUCCUGGACCAGGCACCGCCAUUGGUUCAUUUGUCCUGGACCAGGCCCUGCCAUUGGUCCAUUCGUCCUGGACCAGGCCCUGCCAUUGGCCAGGACAUAUGGGCUCUGUUUGAAGAGGACAGUCGCUCUUCCUGAUAGGACUUAAUGACUCACAUCAAUCACAUAGUCCAGAGGCACAGGCUUUGUGAGUGGGAGUGUGGUGGACUAAUGCAUUGGUUGGUGGUUCAGUUGACAGUAUUGAAAAAUGCCAUGUAUACAUUUGCUAAUUUAAGAAGCUCGUUCAGACUACUAAUUUAUAUUGCGGAAAAAGAGAGUUCUCAUUGCUGGGUGGGUGUAACAAUAUGUGUACCUAGAGUUCAUUAGAGUUAAAUGUCUGGCCCCAGAGGUAAGAAUCAUGCACAGCAACAUGUUCAGCAAGUGUGAAAAAAGCCAGUGUACUGCAAGUUAGGACAGCCUUGUGAGUGCUACUGUAGGUGUGGCUGGCUGUAUCAUGACCUCGCCCCAGUGUGUGGAACACCUGCAGAGAGGGAGACGCCUUUACAUCUCACAGCUUUAGAAACCAGAGCCACUCUCAGUCACCAGAACCACUCUGUCAGAAUACACCACACACACACACACACACACACACACACACACACACACACACACACACACACACACACACACACACGCACACACACACACACACACACCACACACACACACACACACACACACAUUGAUGCUUACAAAACCUCUGUCUUUAAGCAAACAUUCUAUCCUCUAUCGCUCCUGUCAUCGUUGGCUCUGCACGUGUUAUCUCCUGUGAAAAUCCCUUCCUCUUGUUACCUGUGAAGCCUCUCUCUCCCAGCUCAUCCAUUGAAUAACACGUUCAAAAGAUGACGUAACAAGAUAGACCUCACUUCACUUUCUAUAGCUUUAUCUAAAUGGGUAUACCUUUUUUUAUUUUAUUUAACCUUUAUUUAACUAGGCAAGUCAGCUAAGAACAAAUUAUUAUUUACAAUGACGGCCUACACUGGCCAAACCCAGACGACGCUGGGCCAAUUGUGCGCUGCCCUAUGGGACUCCCAAUCACAGCCGGUUGUAAUACAGCCUGGAAUCGAACCAGGGGGUCUGUAGUGACACUGAGAUGCAGUGCCUCAGACCGCUGCACCACUCGGGAGCCCAGUUAGCUAGGUCUCUCUACCUAACCCAGACUAGGACCUGUUGCUCUGUGUAUAGUCAACCAGUAACCACCUUCACAAAGACGCAUGACGUAGUGUGAAGAGAAUGUUCUUUUAAUCUGGUAGAAUUCACUGUUGAGGAAGAGAAUCGGCUUUUCAUCUAGUAGAAUUCACUGUUGAACUUCAGUUCAAACCAUUAUAGUUUCAGGUGGAGCUAUAGUGUAUCAAAUUCAGUUAUUCCUGUCUCUGUGUAGAAACCCUAUUGUUCAGAAGCUACCUCUCCUAAUUCCCUGUACACAUACUGAUGAGCCCAACACUUUUGCUGUAAUCAGGAGAAGAUGAUUUUAGCUGCAGGGGGUCUGGAACCUGGUAAAGAUGCCAACCACGGCCAUUUUGGGGAUGCUGUGUGGUGUAGACGUACAUGGCAUGCUCUGGGUGAAUAGGGAUGUAGGCUACUGUGAUAUUGCUGUGUCUUUUGUCUUUUGUACUUUCAUUACUCAGGAGACGCUUAUACACAUUCAGUGACUGUUAUAGCAUUUAUAGCAUAGGCCUAUGUCAUAGCAUUGUUAUGUCAAGAGGACAUAAGCAAAUGCCAAUGCAGUGACACAAUGCUAACUAACACAAUGUUGACAAAGAACACUGUUAGCAGGUCAGUGUCUUCCAAUCUACGUCUAAAGGUUUAAAAUGAGUUGAAAGUAGUUUGGAUUCUUUUGUCCUCUCUUACUUCUCUGUCCCUCUUUAUUUCAUUCUCUCUCUCUCUCUAUCAUUCUUCUUCUUUACUCUUUCUGAACUAUUCUCUUCCUAUUCUUUCUAAACCAGACAUACUCAAUCUCAUACUUACGCUCACUCUCAGUACAUUUUCUUCACUCUCAUUCUUCUAAUUUCUGGUCUCUUAAUUCUCUGCUUCUCUUUCUAGCUUCAUUUCAUUCACAUUUAAGGCUUUAUUGGCAUGGGAAACAUAUGUUAACAUUGCCAAAGAAAGUUAAGUAGUUAAUAAACAAAAGUGAAAUAAACAAUACAAAUUAACAGUAAACAUUACGCUCACAAAAGUUCCAAAAGAAUAAAGACAUUUCAAAUGUCAUAUUAUGUGCAAAUAGUUACAAAAGGGAAAAUAAAUAAACAUAAAAAUGGGUUGUAUUUACAAUGGUGUUUGUUCUUCACUGGUUACCCUUUUCUUGUGGCAACAGGUCACAAAUAUUGCUGCUGUGAUGGCACACUGUGGUAUUUCACCCAAUAGAUAUGGGAUUUUAUCAAAAUUGGGUUUGUUUUCGAAUUCUUUGUGGAUCUGUGUAAUCUGAGGGAAAUAUGUGUCUCUAAUAUGGUCAUACAUUUGGCAGGAGGUUAGGAAGUGCUGCUCAGUUUCCACCUCUUUUUGUGUGCAGUGUACACUCUUGAGAGCCAGGUCUGCCUACGGCGGCCUUUCUCAAUAGCAAGGCAAUGCUCACUGAGUCUGUACAUACAGUACCAGUCAAAAGUUUGGACGCAACUACUCAUUCAAGGGUUUUUCUUUAUUUUUACUAUUUUCUACAUUGUAGAAUAAUAGUGAAGACAUCAAAACUAUGAAAUAACACAUAUGGAAUCAUGUAGUAACCAAAUAAGUGUUAAAAGCGUGCAAAGCUGUCAUCAAGGCAAAUAUAUUUGGAUUUGUUUAACACUUUUUUGGUUACUACAUGAUUCCAAAUGUGUUAUUUCAUAGUUUUGAUGUCUUCACUAUUAUUCUCCAAUGUAGAAAAUAGUAAAAAUAAAGAAAAACCCUGGAGUGAGUAGGUGUGUCCAAACGUUUGACUGGUACUGUAAGCAAAGCUUUCCUUAAAUUUGGGUCAGUCACAGUGGUCAUUCUGCUACUGUGUACUCUCUGUUUAGGGCCAAUUAGCAUUCUAGUUUGCUCUGUUUUUUUGUUAAUUCUUUCCAAUGUGCCAAGUAAUUAUCUUUUUGUCUUCUCAUGAUUUGGUUGGGUCUAAUUGUGUUGCUGUCCUGGGGCUGUGUGGGGUCUGUUUGUGUUUGCGAACAGAGCCCCAGGACCAGCUUGCUUAGGGGACUCUUCUCCAGGUUCAUCUCUCUGUAGGUGAUGGCUUUGUUAUGGAAGGUUUGGGAAUCGCUUCCUUUUAGGUGGCUGUAGAAUUUAACGUCUCUUUUCUGGAUUUUGAUAAUUAGCGGGUAUUGGCCUAAUUCUGCUCUGCAUGCAUUAUUUGGUGUUUAACAUAUUUUUGCAGAAUUCUGCAUUCAGUCUCAAUUUGGUGUUUGCCCCAUUUUGUGAAUUAUUGGUUGGUGAGUGGACCCCAGACCUCACAACCAUAAAGGGCAAUGGGUUCUAUAACUGAUUCAAGUAUUUUAGCCAGAUCCUAAUCGGUAUGUCGAAUUUUAUGUUCCUUUUGAUGGCAUAGAAGGCCCUUCGUGCCUUGUCUCUCAGAUCGUUCACAGCUUUGUGGAAGUUACCUGUGGCGCUGAUGUUUAGGCCGAGGUAUGUAUAGUUUUUUGUGUGCUCUAGGGCAACGGUGUCUAGAUGGAAUUUGUAUUUGUGGUCCUGGCAACUGGACCUUUUUUGGAACACCAUUAUUUUUCUCUUACUGAGAUGUACUGUCAGGGCCCAGGUCUGACAGAAUCUGUGCAGAAGAUCUAGGUGCUGCUGUAGGCCCUUCUUGGUUGGGGACAGAAGCACCAGAUCAUCAGCAAACAGUAGACAUUUGACUUCAGAUUCUAGUAGGGUGAGGGCUGGGUGCUGCAGACUGUUGUAGUGCCCUCGCCAAUUUGUUAAUAUAUAUGUUGAAGAGGGUGGGGCUUAAGCUACAUUGUUGUUUGUGUACAUGGAUUUUAUAAUGUGGUAUGUUUUUCCCCCAACACCACUUUCCAUCAAUUUGUAUAGCAGACCCUCAUGCCAAAUUGGGUCAAAAGCUUUUUUGAAAUCAACAAAACAUGAGAGGACUUUGCCUUUGUUUUGGUCUGUUUGUUUGUCAAUUAGGGUGUGCUGAGUGAAUACGUGGUCUGUUGAAAUUUGCUCAGUACAUUGUUUUCACUGAGGAAAUGUACGAGUCUGCAGUUAAUGAUAAUGCAUAUGAUUUUCCCAAGGUUGCUGUUGACGCAUAUCCCACGGUAGUUAUUGGGGUCAAAUUUGUCUCCACGUUUGUGGAUUGGGGUGAUCAGUCCUUAGUUCCAAAUACUCUCUCUCUCUAUCUCUCGCUCUCUCAUUCUCUCUCUCCAUCUCUCACUCCCGUUCUCUCUGCACUUCCUUAACAAAGUCAAUAUGGUGGUAUGCUGCUAUGUGUAAUUGUACAUUUAAUUUAUCAUCAGUCUAGUUUGACUGUGGUGGCAUGGCUUUAAAACACUGCUACGGUCAGGCUAUUUCUUCCUCUCCUUAUCAUCUCUACUAGGCUUCAAAUCAGGUUUGAUGUUCUCCUGCUGUUCCUUUUACUCUCAUUCACACAAAUCUCUCUGAGGAGUUAACCUCUGCCCAUAGGGGAAACCAUCUCACCAUGUAUACUCUGAGACAAACCCUUCAGAAAAUAAGAUCUUGUCGUGAAUGGCAGAAACCAUGGUUAGAGGAUGAAACUAGGUCUGUGACAGUGGGAGAGAGGGGGAUGGAACUAGAUUCGACAGUGCUGCUAGGUAACAGAUGGGUUUUGAAAUGGUUGAAGCUCCUGUAGUGGUCAUAUUCAGUUUCAUCACCAUCUAGGCUACAUUGUAAUCUUUCUCCUUCAUCAUCAGUGACUCGGAUCUCUGAUCUCAACCAGGCGUCUUCUCUGUGCCUGAUUACAGCAGGAGGUCUGUUCCAUUUCACCUCCUCCCUCCUUGUAGAAUAAGUGAGCCACAAGCAGUGUGUUACUACCUACCUCCGCAUGAUCAGUGACUCUAUUGAUUCAUUAUUGAUACAGAUUAGUCACUGGCUCGCUCCAGAACAGAAACAGCCUGAAUGUUUACAGCGCUCCCUGCUUAAAACAGCAUGCCUCUUCUUCCCUUUUCAACUCUGUUCAUGUGCCUCCAAAGAGUGUGUGUGUGUGUGUGUGUCUGGCUCAGGGGUUCGCAACAGGGGUCCUUAGUCAACACUCCUGUUUUCAAAGAGAGAUGCUGACUUCAAGACUUCUUCAGAGCUUUUUUGUUUAUCCAGUCUCUGGCGUUUGGUGCUAUCGAGACAUGUAAGCAAAACAUUAGCAUAAUUACCUAAUUUGUAUAAUUGGAUAACGACUGUGAAACUGAGUGGAGGGGCAUGCAGGGUCACGCGCUCUCCCAGAAACAUUAUAAAUUGAGUUGUUUAUUACACAGGCAUCGAAAAUAAUAAAGGUGAAUACAUUCAAUGUGUGACAGCAAAGCACCAUCUCCUCUUUAUAGAAGUGGUGACCCUAUUUCAGGCUUGACAGUAUGUUGCUGGGCUCUAUUUUGAGCAAGUGGAGCAUCUCCUCUCCAGGCAGUACAGUAGUAUCCUCUAUGUCGUCCUCCUGUAGUGCACUAUGCAGUUAGGUUACAGUAUGUGAGUGUGUGUAAUUUAGGUCAUGUUUUUCUCAUAGAAACGGCUUACUGAGGGGAGUAGCUACAUUUCUGUCUUCAGUGUCUCAGGUUAGUUACUAGUUGUUGGUGUUGUCGGCAACUGGUGUGCAGUGUGGCGUCAGUGUCGAAGUCUGUAGGCGUUAAUUUUCGACCCCUAAUUUCCUGGGAUUAUAAUUGGUUUUUAGAAUGAUCCAGUGUCAAUCCCAGCCUAAUUAUAUAUAUUUUUUAAACACCAACAGUAGCUUUCUGUCACAGGAAUGAAAAACUAACUUAGGAUGGGUCAAAGAGGUCAACAUCGCUCAUCACUGACGGACUCUAUUUUCGAGGUCGCUCACAGUCUGAAGACUUGGCACACUGUUACCUAUUCAUGUAAUAUACUGGGACUGGGAGGAUAUAAUAUGCAGGAGUGUUACGCUACAGACAGUAGUGAGCUAUACAGGGACACAUUAGCCGAGUAGUAAAGUUCAAAAGGGACUCAGUCAUACUCAAACCAUAUUAAGAAGAAACCAAGAUGGCCAAGAUACAAAAAUAAUCUUCCAUUUGAUUCAAGGACACAGUAGUUGCCAGUGCAUUGUUGUCCAGGUUAGGUAGGUUAACCACUAUAAAUGUACAACGCUAAUCUGCCACCAGGCCUGUUUGUUCUAUUGACCCCAUGAGGUUGAGGACAGACUCCAGUGAGGAAAUGUCUAUCUGGGGAAGGUGAGGACGGAUUACUGUGGCAUUAAGACCGAGCAGAGACGCAGCCAACUGGAGGCAACUGGAGGAACCCAACACACUGCUACUACUGUCUCUCUCUCUCCGCUGUAUAAUUGGGUGUCAUGUAUCUGGCCGGGACACUAAGCAGAGCACUGUAGUAGUAUCCCUAAACAGCCCACUGUGUCCAGUAUGUUGUGUCUUUACAACAGACUCAAUGAGAAGAGUGCUUGUUAGAGGAAGAAGAUGAGCUUUGAGAAUGUGGUAUUUCAUGAGUUGUUUGUGUCCAGUUAUGGGUCUUGUUGGUAGCAGUGUAGCACUAUAGUGGUGCUUUUUAGUGUGUAACAAGUUCUUAUACAAAUAAGAACUUGUUACAAAUCUGUACUUGAGAGGUUUACUGCUUUAUGACUUCUCUGUAUGGGAGAGUAGAGGGUGUGAGAAUGAAUGGAGGUGAAUGGAGGUGUGGAUUCCUUUAGAGCACACCCCCUCUCCUCUCUGUUUGCGUUGACCCAGCUGGACCGGGACCCCCACUUCCCCUCCAUGGGUGGAGCAGGUCCCUGGAGGCGCUACAGCCACAGUCUGGACAGCGAAAUGGGGUUUCAUGGCUCUGUGGGGGACGAACACACACCACAGCCACGCACACACACACUGAGCUCCGACUGCGGUUAGUGUUUACAAUACAUCAUGCCGAUAUGAUCUUCCUGGAAACAUUUUAGAGUUGUCGCUACAGAGUAAGUCAACUUGGACAUGACUGGUAUGCAGUGCAUUUUGUAUGGUUGUCGGUCCGGUCGAGAAUGCCUAGAAUGUUUUAGCUUAUGUUUUAUUUGACGUAUGUGGACUUCAGUGAUCUGGCCUCCCUCUAAGAGUGUGGUCAGUGGUCACAUCGUAGAAGUAAUGUCUUUCUGCGCAAUGUAAUAUGUUGUGACAGGUUUCCCAUGGUGCCUCAGUGUGGCAGUGUCAGAGAGGCCAUAGCAUGUUAAGGGAGGAGAGGGGGCUCAUUGCUGACCAGAGACACCAAUUAUAUCACAACUCUAAUUGGAGUGGACAAUAGCAUGAUUAUUCAACAAAUGAUGAUGAGGACAUUGUUAUGUUCUUUCAGAAGAUGUUAGUUUGUAGUUUGGCACCGUUGUCACCAUGCUUAUUUAGUGUGUGUGGUUGUGGGCGGUGCUCCCUUUCUCUCUGUGUUACUCCCUCUUUCUCUCUACUCUCUGUCUCUCUGUCUCUCUCUCUUUCUCUCUCUCUCUCUCUCUCUCUCUCUCUCUCUCUCUCUCUCUCUCUCUUCUCUCUCUCUCUCUCUCUCCCUCUCUCUCUGUCUCUGUCUCUCUCUGUCUCGCUCUCUCUCUCUCUCUCUGUCUCUCUGUCUCUCUCUUUUUUUCUAUAUUUCUCUCUCUCUGUCUCUGUCUGUCUCUCUGUAUGUUACUCCCCCUCUCUCUCUCCCUCCUCUAUCUGUGUUACUCCCCCUCUCUCUCUUCCUCCUCUAUCUGUGUUACUCCCCCUCUCUCUCUUCCCCCUCUCUCCGUCCAGUCACUUCCUCACAUAGCUCUAGUCUCCACUCAUUCCCCCGCUCCAUACCACAGCACCAGGAACUCCACUCAGUCACACUGUCUGGCAGUGCUGCUCUCAAAGCUCCUCUGGUGUGUCAAAGUUAGACUUUUCUCUCUCUCUCGCUCUCUCUCUCUCUCUCUCUCUCUCUCUCUCUCUCUCUCUCUCUCUCUCUCUCUCUCUCUCUCUCUCUCUCUCUCUCCACAGGACUGGGGUGUGCCUGGUUGUAAAGAGGAUGAGGUCUUCUCUCUCCCCUUAAGGACAUUCUGUAUUGUCGAUUCAAGAAAACAAGACGAGCAACCAUGGUGAAGCAGAGGUAAGAAUUUCAGCGAUUUUUGUACUGGGUGACCCUGCCCCAUGCAUUCCUAUAAGGCACUUUCCCUGUGUUAACUAAAAACAGAUGUGUUUAGCUGUAGCAUGAGUGUUUCAGUGUCUCUCUGUGGUUGGUUGUUAAGCCUCUCCUCUCCAAGUGGGUGGAAACCAUUUAAAAAUAGGUUUUACUUGGCCUUGAUUGGUUGAGAGGCCGUUUGAGGGGCAGCCUUUCUGAUCUCUGAUUGGUCAUUGUGGUCUGACGGUCUGUAGCUGCUGCUAGCAGUAGGGUUACAGUUGACCUCCUGCAAUGCAUGGCUGCACUUCAUGUGUUGUUAUUGUACUCUGUACAGUAUGAGGCAGACGUCUUCAAUAGAAGACAUUGUCCUGGACUGUUGUUUACUGACCUGAUUGAUUAUAUGCUAGUACCUAGCAACGGCUAACUAGAUAUUGUGCUUUCGUUUGCAUUGUUGUCAGACUGAGUAGGUAGCCCAGUUUUAUGUACUGUCUAGUCAGUCCCAAUUGUUAGUCUGUUAUCAAGUCUUCAAAGUUUGAUCUGUUGGCAUGGAUAUAAUCUGUUGAACAUCGGAUGUCCUCAGAAUUACGCACAUCCGAUGUGGGCACUUGGCCAAUGACACCACAUAGCACUACUAGACUCUAGAAUGAAAAUCACAGAUUCUCAGAACCACCAUAGUCUCCAUUCACUGUCCUCAGAGAAACGGAAACAUGAGACUCUAGGAAGAUAAUAGAAUCCAAAUAUCCUCCUUCCUGAGUUAUAGUCCUAUUUAUAACUGACCUGAGCAGGGACUGGGGCGGGGAGGGAGAUGGCCUGUUGUACUACACUGUGUUAGCAGAUAGCCAAGCUUUUGUUUGCAGCAAUGGUCCUCUUUCCUGUACAAUCACCUCCUUUACAAGGGAAGCAACAAAUAACCCUGGCUUGCACCUAAUGUUAUCUGGCUGUCACAGUCACAUUAUUGACUUAUUGAGCUGGUAUAAGCAUAGAGAAUAUAUUUGUGUUUUAUUGCAUUCUGUGGGGAUACAGGUCUAUGUGUGUAGCAGGUAAACCGUAAGGCUGGAAUAGUUCUGCAAUGUCUUGGCGGACAAGUUAUUUUUUGUACUUUUAAUCAUUAUUUUGGUUCCCGACUGACGAGCAAUGUGAGAAAUGCACAACAUACCUCACUCUCUAGAAAUGUGAGGGACACAUAUUUGCUUAGGCACUUGUAGACAGAGCUAUAACUUUAGGCUACAGACACAGUCAACAUAUUUUACAUACCAAAACAGUUCCAGUUCCAGAACAUUCAUGGAAAGAAUAGUGUUUUAUUAGUUCUUGUGGGCCCACUAGCUUGUAAUGCACACUCUAUUGUCAUGCAUCAUAAUCUCUUCUGGUGUCACAAGACGAGUGAGUGGGUGAUGGAAGUGGUGUCACUGGGACCUGUUGGAAUUCACUGUGCAUUGUAGCACGCUAACGAGGCGUUACCUCUGUACCUCUGUGAUCCUCUGUAGCUCAGUUGCUAGAGCAUGGAGCUUUCAACGCCAGCAUAGUGGGUUUGAUUCCUGGGACCACCCAUACUUAAAAAUGUAUGCAAGGAUGACUGUAAGUCGGUUUGAAUAAAAGCGUCUGCUAAAUGGCAUAUAUUAAUACGAAGCGGACUGGUCACAACUUUUCCCUGGGUAAGCAUUUUGGCAGGCAAUUGUCGAGUUGAGGAAUAGAGGGCAUGGGUUGUGCCACCGGCUGAGUCUCUCUCUCUCUGCCUCUCUCCUCUCCUCUCUCGCUAUCUCGAUCCUCUCUGAGAUCUCUCUCUCGCGAUCUCUCUCUCUCCUUCUCUCUCUUCCCCCUCUAGGCGAUAUCUCCUCGGGGCUAGAGUAGAGCGCUCGAGCUAUGCGCGUGCUCUCUCGAUUCUGCGCCUCUCUCUCGUCUCUCUCUCUCUCUAGAGAUGCUAUCGCUCUCUCUCUCUCUCUCUCUCUCCUUAUCUCUCUUCUCUCUAUCUCUCUAUCUCUCUCCUCUCUCUCUCUAUCUCUCUCCUAUCUCUAUGGCCUGAGAGAGGAGAGAGAGAGAGAGAGGACUCAGCCGGUGGCACAACCCAUGCCCUCUAUUCCUCAGCUCGACAAGUGCCUGCCAAAAUGCUUACCCAGGGAAAAGUUGUGACCAGUCCGCUUCGUAUUAAUAUAUGCCAUUUAGCAGACGCUUUUAUCCAAACCGACUUCCAUCACCCACUCACUCGUCUUGUGACACCAGAAGAGAUUAUGAUGCAUGACAAUAGAGUGUGAAUUACAAGCUAGUGGGCCCACGAGAACUAAUAAAACACUAUUCUUUCCAUGAAUGUUCUGGAACUGGAACUGUUUAGGUAUGUAAAAUAUGUUGACUGUGUCUGUAUUAUCAUUAACAGCAGACUAGUUAAUUUCCUCAGUGAAAACAAUGUACUGAGCAAAUGUCAAAUUCCCUCAGAUUACAGAGAUCCACAAAAAAUUCUAAAACAAACCCAAUUUGGAUAAACUCCCUUAUCUACUGGGUGAAAAACCACAGUGUGCCAUCACAGCAGCAAUAUUUGUGACCUGUUGCCACAAGAAAUGGGCAACCAGUGAAGAACAAACACCAUUGUAAAUGCAACCCAUAUUUAUGUUUAUUUUAUUUAUUUAUUUUUUCCCAUUUGCACAUUGUUACAACACUGUAUAUAUACAUUUACAUUUUUACAUUUUAGUCAUUUAGCAGACGCUCUUAUCCAGAGCGACUUACAGUUAGUGAAUACAUGUUUUUUUUUAUACUGGCCCCCCGUGGGAAUCGAACCCACAACCCUGGCGUUGCAAAUGCCAUGCUCUAUCAACUGAGCUACAUCCCUGCCGGCCAUUCCCUCCCCUACCCUGGACAACGCUGGGCCAAUUGUGCGCCGCCCAUGAGUCUCCCGGUCGCGGCCGGCUGCGACAGAGCCUGGAUUCGAACCAGGAUCUCUAGUGGCACAGUUAGCACUGCGAUGCAGUGCCUUAGACCACUGCGCCACUCAGGUGCCCUGUGCCACUGCGCCACUCAGGUGCCCUGUGCCACUGCGCCACUCAGGUGCCCUGUGACAUUUGAAAUGUCUUUAUUCUUUUGGAACUUCUGAGUGUAAUGUUUACUGUUAAUAUUUAUUGUUUAUUUCACUUUUGUUUACUAUCUACUUCACUUGCUUUGGCAAUGUUAACAUACGUUUCCCAUGCCAAUAAAGCCCCUUAAAUUGACAUUGAAUUGAAUUGAGAGAGAGGGAGAGAGAGGGAGAGGGAGAGAUAGAGGGAGAGAUAGAGGGAGAGAGAGGGAGAGAGAGGGAGAGAGAGGGAGAGAGAGAGGGAGAGAGAGAGGGAGAGAGAGAGGGAGAGAGAGGGAGAGAGAGAGAGAGAGGAGAGAGGGAGAGAGAGAGAGAGAGAGAGACAGAGAGGGAGAGAAGAAAGGAGAGACAGUGCUGCAGGCUGCUGCAGUGUUUGUGUGGUUUAUUUGGCUGGUGGUCAACUGUACAGUAUGUCCCAAUCAAUCACCCUGAAUCUGUCCUAUGCUACAGUAGUCUUAAUCUGUUGUCUGCUACAGUAGUCUUAAUCUAUUGUAUGCUACAGUAGUCUUUAUCUGUUAUCUGCUACAAUAGUCUUAAUAUGUUGUAUGUUACAGUAGUCUUAAUCUGUCCUAUGCUACAGUAAUCUUAAUCUGUCCUAUGCUACAGUAGUAUUAAUCUGUCCUAUGCUACAGUAGUCUUAAUCUGUCCUAUGCUACAGUAGUCUUAAUCUGUCCUAUGCUACAGUAGUCUUAAUCUGUCCUAUGUUACAGUAGUCUUAAUCUGUCCUAUGUUACAGUAGAAGUACGCUGUUAUUCAACUACUGCUACAGUAUGCCAUAGUAUGUAUUGUUAUAGGUUUGAACAAUGACAAACCACAGAUUCUCCAUCUGCAUGUACAGGAUGAUGACAUUAUGUUUUCUGUGUUGUUCAGAUCCCCAGUGUUCACUCACCCCACUGUGCAAGUGGUCUCACCCGGUCUCCAGUGAGGACUCCCCCCUCUACCCCUCUCCUUCCUGCGUAAUGGUUUAACCCACACAGGACCUGGUCACCAUGAUGAUGGCCUCCAUGGUUGCCAAUGGAAACAUGGAUGGCAGGAAGGGGCAGGCCCUGGUCCUGAAAGGGGUGGACCCAGAGACAUGCAUGAUCGUGUUCAAGAACCACUGGGCACAGGUAAACAAAACCUGUGUCUUGUAACCCUAAAUAUAACUUCAGCUCCAAACCCUACCUUAACUUGUAUAGCUCUCUCUCUUAGAACCCAGACCCUAACUCAAACCCUCAGAACACUAAAUGCAUAUCAUUGUAGCCCAAUCACUUUUACCCAAAAGCUGUUCCUCAAACUCUUAAAUCACAAACUCUUAUAAUUUGAACCAUAACGCCAAACUCCACCGCAGAACCUAUAACACAAACAUCUCCUCAAACCCCUUACCUACAAAUUAAAGCCUACAAUCCCGCCCAUGAACUUGAACCCUCUCAGCCCCAGACCUCAUUGUUGUAACCGAACGGCUACAGUAUGUAACUGAAAUAAUGACAGCUUCGGUCUACUGGCUCCUCCCUUCUCUAUUCAGCCUCCAUUCACCCCAGUGGGAGGGAGUUGGCAGGAGUCUCCAUCCCUCUCAGCUACAGAGAAUAGAACACAUUAAGGCCUGGAAACACAAACAUCAUUUAUGGGGUUGGAGCUCACGUUGCUGGACGUAGAACAGUAAUAACACAGUAACACCAAGAGGACAGAAAUCAUCAUGUUAAAUAUUGUUAUUUAAAAAAAAAAUCAUUCUCACCAUUUAUAAUAUAAAUAUUAGGCCUGUGAAGUGCACUGUUAAAGGUUUCAACAGAAUCAUAUUCUGAAAUGUAGGACAUUCUAUAGAUCUUUGACCCUCUCUGCAGGCAAGUUAGCACUACAAUACGGCUCCAGCUGAGUCUUAACUGCAACAUUUUGGCUAAUGAAUAGCUUGAUAGGAGUGCUAUUGAGUUUGGGUCUUAGAAUUCCUGGAACUGCCCAGCCUGCUAAGUAGGCACCCCCCGGGACCCUGUAUUGAGGAACACUGUUGACAUUUCAGAAAAAUAGGUAGAUUUUCAUUGACAGUCAGUGGAUUCAGCCUUAUCUCUCCCUCUCCAGACCCCUCUGAAAUCACAGUCCUUUUGUUAGGAUGUCUGAGCGAGCUGGUUGUUAUCCAGUCAGUGUUGUGGGUUGCCCAGGACAGGAUAAUAUGUUCUGGGCAACAGUUUGUUUCAUCUCGCUAUGGUUCUAUACAGAUACCAGUACACAAAGAUAACUAAAUUGAUUUAUCUCUAUGUACCAGUACAUGUUAUCCAUUAUCCUGACGGCUCCAUGCCUCCAUCACCUCCAUGUAUUAUUAGUCAGUCCAGUCAGUGUCCACCCACCUGGUUAGAAAAGGCUACUUGAUCAUCUAUAAUCCUACUGUGUUUGCCAGCUAUGUCCUCAAAGCUAUUUGUUACAGCAGAAAUACCCGACAGGACAGUAGACAGACAUGAGUGAAGUGGUAAUUUUAAUAUGACACCAUCACUCCUCCCCUCACCCUCCUUCUUUCCACCCACUCUUCACUCAUCCUGUGCGGUUAUCGUGCUAUCAUGCCUGGAUCAAUCAGUCACCUAGGGGCUCUGUCUCAGUCAGCCAGGCUGGCUCUCCCUCUGCUCUCAGUGGACUCCCCAUCGCCAUGGUAGCAGGGCCUGGUGGGGACAGUGGGCUCAUUGUUGGGAUGCUAUGGAUGGUUCCUCCCAUGUCUGGGUUGUGUUCAUUAAAGGAAUGUUUUGAAACUUAGUGAAACAGGGAGGUACUACCUGAACCUGUCCAAUGAGAAUACAGAUUUUAGUUUUUCCGAGGCAACAAAACACAUACAGUCCUGUAUUCAUUAGUAAGGCCUAUGUAGGUAGGCCUAACUAGAGAGGGACUGACUAACUGCACAGUAAGGCACAAACAUAUAGAGGACAAAGCAGCCUUAUACUCUUUUAUAUCAAGCUGAUUUACCAUCAAUAUAUUUAUAUUAUGUGAAUGUUUCUGUCAGUGUUCAUUUUGUUUAUGGUUCACUGUCAAUAUAAAUGCCAUGUCACUUGAUUUGUGGUUGUCCAUUUACAUUUCAGUACAAAGUUCCGGAGGCAACAGUGGAAUUGGAACACCACAAACCCAAUUUAUACACAAUUUUAACUGCCUGGGCUUGAGAUAUUAUAUUGACAUGACUCAGGCAAAUGUAAUCUUCAUAAAAUCACAAAUGAUACAUCAACUUUCCCUGAUUUAUUUCCCAUAGGACUUGAGUUGUAUUCUCUAUCAGAUUUUCCUAUUUUAAGAGAGACUGUUGUGUUCAUCUAGAUCAAUAAAGGCAGCAGCAGGCUGUCCAAUGAUUAUUAUUAACUGUCACUUAUGAGUCCUCCCAUAGGAUAUUAUCUACAUAACAAACCAAUAUGUUUUAGUCAAUCUAAUUUAGCCUGAACAUCAUUGUAAGCACAUUGGCAGAGUUUGAGAGAGUUUGUCUUAUACUCUGGUGUAUACGCUAUGAAAUAACUUGAUAAUUUGAUUUCAACUGUUAUGAUGACAGUAGGAAUGGCAUACUGUAAUAGCUUUGUGACUAUCUCUAUUGUUUGUCAAUUUAUUUAAUCUUGCUCUAUCAAGGUUAUCAGAUAAACUUCAAGUUGACUAAAGACAAUAUUCAGUUCACUGCGAGAAGUAUCUUAUCUUAUUUGAUGUUCUUCCUUGUGAAAUUACCACAGAUAUCCUAUUUAUACAGGUACUAUAUUCAUUUCUAUGGACAUAACCCUGUACCUUCCCUGUUGUCCCUUCAGGUGGUAAAGAUCCUGGAGAAGCAUGAUCCUCUCCGCAGCAACACCAGCAGCGCUGCCCUUGGUGUCAUCGGCCUCACCAGCGGCGGCCCCAUGCGUUUCGGCGGGCCCAUCCCGGGGGACGAGGCCAGCGCGGUGCAGAACUACGUGGAACACAUGCUGUUCCUGCUCAUGGAGGAGGACGCCGGCCAGGCGGGAGCCAUGGGACCCAUCCUGGAGUUUGUGGUGAUGGAGAACGUCAUGGAGAGGCUCUUCCUGUGGAGCCUGAGGCGGCAGUUUACUGAUGAUAUGAAGCUGGAGCAGCUCAAGGUAGGUGUAGAGGUUAGAGACGGUGGUCGGUAACUGGAGGGUUGGCGGUUUGAAUCCCUGGUCUGACAGGGAAAUCUGGCAGGGUGUGAGGAGGGUGUCUCGGGGGGUUGGGAUAAAGGAAAAAGACACAUCUCAGUGACAACCGACAAUAAAGUGAUCCUCUUCUUCUUCUUCUAAGAUGUAUGAGAUGAUAGUGGGCCAGGCGCGGCAGCCCUUACUGCACCACAAACCUGUGUUACGGCCCUUAAUGAUGCUCCUGUCAUCGUGCUCGGGGACAGCUGCCCCGGCGGUGGAGGCUGAGCUGGUGUCAUUACUCAACCAGCUGUGCUGCGUCCUGGCCAGGGACCAGUCUGUCCUGGAGCUCUUCUUCCAUACCAGGUGAGUUUCCUGCCUUACUAUGUAAAGCGCUUUGAGAUACUGGAAAAGCUCUAUAUAAAUCCCAUCAAUUAUUAUGAUGAUGACGCUGAUUAUUAUUACAGCGAGGACCAGGGGGCGGCCAACUUCCUGAUCUUCUCCCUGCUGAUCCCCUUCAUCCACCGGGAGGGCCUGGUGGGCCAGCAGGCCCGGGACGCCCUGCUCCUCAUCAUGUCGCUGUCUGCAGAGAACCAGCGCGUGGCCCAGCACAUCGCAGAGAACACCUACUUUUGUCCGGUGAGGAGAUGUGGCUGUCUGUCUUUAUGAUGCUGUUGUCUUUGGUCUCUUUCACUUUCUGUCUGGGAUUUGUGACUCUCUCUAUAUGGCUCUGUGUUUCUGUUUCUUAGGUCUCACUGUCUUCUUAGGUCUCACUGUCUUCUUACAGUGGGGAAAAAAGUAUUUAGUCAGCCACCAAUUGUGCAAGUUCUCCCACUUAAAAAGAUGAGAGAGGCCUGUAAUUUUCAUCACAGGUACACGUCAACUAUGACAGACAAAUUGAGAAAAAAAAUUCCAGAAAAUCACAUUGUAGGAUUUUUAAUGAAUUUAUUUGCAAAUUAUGGUGGAAAAUAAGUAUUUGGUCACCUACAAACAAGCAAGAUUUCUGGCUCUCACAGACCUGAAACUUCUUCUUGAAGAGGCUCCUCUGUCCUCCACUCGUUACCUGUAUUAAUGGCACCUGUUUGAACUUGUUAUCAGUAUAAAAGACACCUGUCCACAACCUCAAACAGUCACACUCCAAACUCCACUAUGGCCAAGACCAAAGAGCUGUCAAAGGACACCAGAAACAAAAUUGUAGACCUGCACCAGGCUGGGAAGACUGAAUCUGCAAUAGGUAAGCAGCUUGGUUUGAAGAAAUCAACUGUGGGAGCAAUUAUUAGGAAAUGGAAGACAUACAAGACCACUGAUAAUCUCCCUCGAUCUGGGGCUCCACGCAAGAUCUCACCCCGUGGGGUCAAAAUGAUCACAAGAACGGUGAGCAAAAAUCCCAGAACCACACGGGGGGACCUAGUGAAUGACCUGCAGAGAGCUGGGACCAAAGUAACAAAGCCUACCGUCAGUAACACACUACGCCGCCAGGGACUCAAAUCCUGCAGUGCCAGAUGUGUCCCCCUGCUUAAGCCAGUACAUGUCCAGGCCCGUCUGAAGUUUGCUAGAGUGCAUUUGGAUGAUCCAGAAGAGGAUUGGGAGAAUGUCAUAUGGUCAGAUGAAACCAAAAUAGAACUUUUUGGUCAAAACUCAACUCGUCGUGUUUGGAGGACAAAGAAUGCUGAGUUGCAUCCAAAGAACACCAUACCUACUGUGAAGCAUGGGGGUGGAAACAUCAUGCUUUGGGGCUGUUUUUCUGCAAAGGGACCAGGACGACUGAUCCGUGUAAAGGAAAGAAUGAAUGGGGCCAUGUAUCGUGAGAUUUUGAGUGAAACCCUCCUUCCAUCAGCAAGGGCAUUGAAGAUGAAACGUGGCUGGGUCUUUCAGCAUGACAAUGAUCCCAAACACACCGCCCGGGCAACGAAGGCGUGGCUUCGUAAGAAGCAUUUCAAGGUCCUGGAGUGGCCUAGCCAGUCUCCAGAUCUCAACCACAUAGAAAAUCUUUGGAGGGAGUUGAAAGUCCGUGUUGCCCAGCGACAGCCCCAAAACAUCACUGCUCUAGAGGAGAUCUGCAUGGAGGAAUGGGCCAAAAUACCAGCAACAGUGUGUGAAAACCUUGUGAAGACUUACAGAAAACGUUUGACCUGUGUCAUUGCCAACAAAGGGUAUAUAAGAAAGUAUUGAGAAACUUUUGUUAUUGACCAAAUACUUAUUUUCCACCAUAAUUUGCAAAUAAAUUCAUUAAAAAUCCUACAAUGUGAUUUUCUGGAUUAUUUUUUCUCAUUUUGUCUGUCAUAGUUGACGUGUACCUAUGAUGAAAAUUACAGGCCUCUCUCAUCUUUUUAAGUGGGAGAACCUGCACAAUUGGUGGCUGACUAAAUACUUUUUCCCCCACUGUAUGUCUCACUUUCUUCUUAGGUCUCACGGUCUUCCUAAAUCUCACUGUCCCUUGGCCCUUCUCUUGCUCUCUUUGUUUAGACUUUAUCUCUCUCUCUCUCUCUCUCUCUCUCUCUCUCUCUCUCUCUCUCUCUCUCUCUCUCUCUCUCUCUCUCUCUCUCUCUCUCUCUCUCUCUCUCCCCAUCUCUCUCCCCAUCUCUCUCCCCAUCUCUCUCUCUUUCUUUCCCUAUAUACCCACUGUAUACAUUUCAAAUGGAUGAUUGUUCUGCCCUUGACUCAAUGUCCUAUUAACUCAAUGAAACCCAUUGUACCAACUACCAGACAGGUUAAUAUCCCUGACCUCUCUUUGUCCCCUGAUAGGCGUAUGAUAUUCAUAGCCAAAAUAUGCUUAGCCUACUGUAUGCAUAAUAAAGUAGGUCGAGGGAGAGUGGUUUUAACAUAUGUUUUAUGUUAAUGAGUGGUAUUCAAAUGCUUAUGAAAAUGUAACAAGCAACAUACCCAUGUUAUUAAAAGGCAAAACUCAGCCCAGCUGUAGAAAUAAUUUAUAUACAUCUCAGACUGUAUAUUUACUGUAAACUAUUUUAAAAUAUUAGUUUGAUUAAACAAAAUGGAUGAACACUUAAAUCCCAUGACGAUUAAAAUUGAUGUUCCAUCGAUUUGCACUAGACUGAUGUAGUAAUUUUGACCUGUGUUGUUGAUGAGAAUACUUAUCAAACCACGGCACCAUCUUGAUGCAUUAGCUCACCAGGGAAAUCACCUGCUUUUGUAUGGUAACUGUAACAUCUCACAGCCAUAUGUCAAUGCCCAUUGUUAUUGAUGAAGCCGGGCAACAGGUAAAUCAAAUAGAGGUAAAUCAACUAGAGUUCAUUUUAGUAAUGCUGCCUUUCUCCCCUCGCGUUCAGCUUUGAGGGAUGAAGCUUCUUGAGGUCAAAUAUUCAUUAAGGUCCCAAAGAAGCCCACCUAUCAUAUGCAUAGAUUCACACACCAGCCUUUUGAAUGUGAGACCAUGGAGAGAAGGGACCUGGUAGAUUUAUAACAUACAGUACAGCUCAAAGCAUGGAAGGGGAAAACAUCAUUUAUAUCUGCACUAUAAAAACCACUGAGAGUGAAGCCAGAGUGAAAACAUAAAUGCAUAAACGUCCCUCAUAUGUCAUUUAUGCUACACAUUUCCCCACUCAUAAUUAAUGUAGGUUGCUCAAGCCUCAUAUUUAAUGUGUAAAUCAUUAGCUAUAACUCUCUAAAGUGUAAUCCUCAAGCACCCGUCUGGCCAUCUGAAUGUUUUUACAGCAUCCACCACAGAACACUUGUCAUGUUGCGACUAGUAUCUUCACUAUCAAACCCUUCUGUUAAGCCGUUGUGAACUGACUAUCUAGCUUGGCAGUGCUUAAACAGUGUCAACAGGAUUUUUUUUCAAUCUCACCUGUACCGUGGAAAGACAUUGUACUGUACAGGCUGCAUGGAUGAUUACCAGUUAUGUAACAAUAUUUGACGCAAUUGCACAGCGGGAGUAGGCUACAAUACCUCUUUGUCACAGGAUUACCUGCAUAUCUUCCUACUGUCUGUAUAAGCCAAUGGAGAGACAGGGAUAUACCUGUACCAGGAAGUCAGAACAGAGGCCUAUUCAGGGCCCUGGUUUAGAGGCGUCGCUGUAUCCUGCCAAGGCAUUUCAGCCCUUUGUGCAAAGUCAUGGAUAGUUAUCUUUCACAUGCACAAAAGGAAACUCAUGCAAAGAUUAAAGGAAACAAACAAUAAUAUCAGAUCCUAGUUAUUCCCAGCAACUUGGUCGCAUACUCGUGAUACCAGACCACAGUGUACAGUUUAUGUGGUGUAAGUAAGCAAUAGCCUACUUUAAGGGGUUCCACUAAUUGUGUCUCUCUCUCCUCUCUCCCCCUCCUCUAGGUGCUGGCCACGGGGCUGAGCGGUCUGUACUCGUCUCUGCCCACCAAGCUGGAGGUGCCCGGUGAGGAGUGGCACUGCCUCCGCAGAGAUGACUGGCUACAGAUGCCCACCCUGGUCCAGUUCCUCAACUCACUGGAGUUCUGCAAUGCAGUCAUUCAGGUGUCUCACCCCAGCAUCAGGGACCAGCUGGUCAGCUACAUCUACAAUGGCUUUCUGGUGCCUGUGUUGGCACCGGCCCUCCACAAGGUCAGUAUAAACACAGCAUGGAUCUCAUAGUAUUACAUUCACCAUUCCAGAUCAAUGUCAGAUCAGUCACUACUUCCAGGAAGAUUGGAAGGAAGGAUGCAACGUAUCUGUAUCCAUCCCACUGAUGGUUGUGUGUGUUUCUCUCUAGCUGACCCUGGAGGAGGUGAUGACCACCACGGCCUAUCUGGACCUGUUUGUGCGGUCGGUGUCGGAGCCGGUCCUGCUGCAGACCUUCCUCUCCUUCAUCCUCCUCCACCGCCACGAGAACGUCCACAUCCUGGACACGCUGGUCAGCCGCAUCAACACACCCUUCCAGGUAACUUCCACAUCCUGGACACGCUGGUCAGCCACAUCAAUACACCCUUCCAGGUAACUUCCACAUCCUGGACACGCUGGUCAGCCGCAUCAACACACCCUUCCAGGUAACUUCCACAUCCUGGACACGCUGGUCAGCCGCAUCAACACACCCUUCCAGGUAACUUCCACAUCCUGGACACGCUGGUCAGCCACAUCAACACACCCUUCCAGGUAAUGUGUGUGGUUGUGUCAACAACCCUUUUCAGAUCCGGGAGCCUUCGUACUAGCACACACAAAUACACACAACCACACACAUACAGUUACAAAACGUAUUGAGUACUGUGCAUAUAUCAACCUAGAGUCUCCUAGUAACACAGGAGUAGUCGCCAGGUUAAAUCUAUACAAGAUAGCCAGGCCGCCUCAACCUGACGUAAAUUAGGAGCUUUAGAAAGUUGUCUGUGAAUCUUUCUGCUAUGCUGUGAGUCAUAUUUUUAAAAAAUGGAGACUUGUUUUGUAGAUAAAUAGUUUCCCCUGAAGCCCCGUUUCCUAUUAAUUGAAAGUAAUAUUUAAAAUGUAAAUAUCAAAGAGAGCAGAUUGUUGCCAUGGAAGUGCGCAAUAACUAUAUAAUUAGUCGAUGGACUGAUAAUACAAGGCCAGUAAAUAUUAGGAAAUGUAAUGUCUAGUUCAAACAGUUUUGGGGGAAAUUGCUGGAAAGGCUUUAUUCAUUACCAUCAAACAGAGGCUUGUCAAUUGAAACGUUCAAGUGUUCUCUUCACAGGUCUACUCAACUGUGAAAAACGCUCCUGUGCUGCUUUGUACUCUACAGGGUAGAAAACAACACUUCUCUGAUACUUGCAGCCCAUUUAACAUUGAUGGUUUGGAAAAUGAUUUGAUGUUUUUAACAUCACCACAACAACACAGAGCUGGCUCAAAGAACAGUCUUUUAUCUAAAAAAGAAAUCUGUUUAAAAGGCCUUGACAGGAAACAGGUCCCCAACCCUCAUUAUUAGAAGCAGGAAGUACUAUAGCACUGAACCCAAAACAUCCUGUUGGUGAAUUGCCCCAUUCUAAACCCUCAAAUGGACAGACAUUUCCCUACACUUAUCAUUAUUCAGCUGUCAGCAACUCAGACACCUAGGCCUACACCUGUUUCCACACGAUUGAACCUAAUUAAGACAUACACCAUGUAUAAAACAUAACUCAAUAGGGGCCUAGGGGCACUAUUACCUGGUUACAUGCCAACUCUGUGAAUCUUAAAAUACAAGUAUCAUCAAAAGCUGUGACUACAGGCUGUCCAUAGUCACUCUGCAACAUAUAAACAGGUAUGAUGCCAGGUGCCACAGGCAGCCAUUUUGAAUUCAGCCUUGGUUAUCCCUUACUUGUUAAUCCAGCCCUGUGAUGCUUUCCAGUAUUCCAGUCCUCUGAGGCCUUUGUUUCAUCAUCUUGUGAUGUGUUUAUCCUCUUGGUGUUUUCCAGCUGGGUACUGUGUCUCUGGCGCUGUUCCAGACUCUCAUUGGACUAUACUGUGAGGAUGUGAUGCUGCAGCUCAUCUUGAGGUGAGUGGGUGGGGCCUGUUUUCCAUGUUCUAUGCAUGUUAAUGAUGAUGUUAUAUAAAAGAUUUGGGGUGUAUGAUGUCUUUCUCUGUAUACCUAGUUGACGCGUGCAUACACGCACACACACACACACACACACACACACACACACACACACACACACACACACACACACACACACACACACACACACACACACACACACACACACACACACACACACACACACACACACACACACACACACACACACACACACACACACAUACACACACAUUCAGUUUCUCCUCUCAGCUAAGCCUCAUUGUCUUACUGUAAAUCACGGUACAGCUAAUUGGUUUAUAAUGUGAUGAGCCCUUACUCCGCUUUUACUCCUUAACACUCAAAUACAGACCCAUCUGCCUUCUUGGUACAACCACAACCCCCCGUACUCCUCCUCUCCCAACCCCAGUCUCAGUUCCCCCUGCUGGGGCUCCCUAACAGGAUCUACCCCCCUCCUCUGGUUCUCCAGGUACCUGAUCCCCUGUAAUCACAUGAUGCUGAGCCAGAGACGCGUGGUGAAGGAGAGAGACUGCUACUCUGUGUCGGCCGCUAAGAUCCUGGCGCUCACACCCUCCUGCUGCUCCCCCGAACACAGCCCCCCACCCCUCAGACAGCUGGACUCCAUCCUCUGGUCAAAGGGCACAGACAACAGUCCUAACACUGGCACCAUGGGUAAGAUAGGUUCACUGGAGAUUUAUAGCUGGUUCUGUACUUUAUAUAUGCCUAUCACUAGGGCAAGACAGUGUAACAUGCUACAUGCAGAAGUAAAGUGGAAUUAACCCCCUAUUUAACCAGUUGCUUAGUAUUUGACUUGAUAUUUUGAAUGCCUCAAUGGUUCUCAGAGAAUAAACUGUUACUUCUGAAGGAUUUAAACAGUGCAUUUCGAUUUUAACAAUGGGUUUCAUUAUGAUUAUAGGUCGAGAGAUAGACAAUCUAGUUUCCUUUGUUUCAAGUGGCCUGAAUAUUUGUGUUUGGGAUUUUAGGCCAUGUGCUGCAGCUUAGUCUGAGUAGACGAAACGAAUUAAGAUCACAUUUGAUCCUAAUCUGAUUCACCCUUCCCUCUCUUCUGUGUUCACAAUCGCAGCUUCAAUGAGCUCUACGCUGAUCCAAAGUCUUCCACACACAAAAAGUUCCUUCACUGAGUUGCGACUAGUCAUAAGAUUGUUGGUGGCGAGCGCUUUGACCUCAUUUGUGGUGGUGGUAUUUACCAAAAACCAACAAAACACAAACCACACAGCCAAAGUUUUUGAACUGUCUAGAUGUCCAUGAUACAGCCCAUCACCUUGGCAAGGGAACAUGAUAUAGUACAACAGGGUUCGGCAACAGGCGCCCCGCAGGACAAAAUCGGGACGCAAUAUAUUUUUUUGGCCUCCCCAAAUUAUAGUCAUAAUGCAUUAUUCCUAUCCAUUUACUACUUAUCAAGAGUCAUUCAAACAUCUAUCAGUUAUGGUUCUGUAUGAUCUUUACAUUAAAUGUUGUCAGAUUAAAAACAUAAGAGGCCUUAUUAAAAAGUGUUUUAUCAACUCAUGAAAUCUCCUGCUGCUGAAGUAAAUUUAAUCAGUUUAGCCUCCUGUGGUUAAUUGUCAACAUCAUUAGUUCUGCUGUGCGUGAAUGCAGCGCAUUGUGCCAGCCAGGAUUAGUAAAAUUAUUCAUCACACUGACUUGUUCUGUUCCCUAUCUGUAUGUCUAUCUCUCUGUCUAUCUGCCUGUCUCUCUGUAUGUGUCAUGACUUUACUUAUUGUACCCUGCAAGUAACUGGAUGUGCGCACACUACUUUAACAUAUUUAUCAUACUGACUUAUGCUGUCUGUCUGUCUGUCUGUCUGUCUGUCUGUCUGUCUGUCUGUCUGUCUGUCUGUCUGUCUGUCUGUCUGCCUGCCUGCCUGUCUCGUCUGUCUGUCGCUCUGUCUGUCUGUCUGUCCGUCUGUCCGUCUGUCUGUCUGUCUCGUCUGUCUGUCUGUCUGUCUGUCUGUCUGUCUGUCGCUCUGUCUGUCUGUCUGUCGCUCUGUCUGUCUGUCUGUCGCUCUAUCUGUCUGUCUGUCUGUCUGUCUGUCUGUCUGUCUGUCUGUCUCUCUGUCUGUCUGUCUGUCUGUCUGUCUCUCACUGUUAGAUACAUUAUUGACUUGUAGUGCUCCCUAUCUGUCUGUAUUUCAGAGAAGGAGGAGACCGAGGAUGGCUCGGGCUACUCCUGCGUCAUCGGCUCUGAGAUCUACCUGGACGUCAGCUACCUGCACUACCUCUACAAUGCCCGCCUGGGCAUCAGCAGCUGUACCCGGGCCUGCCAGGUGUGGUCGGCCCCCUACGAUGGAGAGGACCCCCCUCCAGAGGAGUACCAGCCCAGUGCCCUGGAGGAGGCAGGGGCCAGGGGGCGCCAAGCCCAGACGGUCAACCCCAAGAAGUCACAUCCACAUCCACGGCCUCAUCCCCCCUGCCCGCCCCAGACCACAGACCCAGCCCCUACUAAUCAACUAGAGCUGGAGUGGGACGAUAGUUAUGAUGCCGGUCCGGUGGUGUCCCCCGAGGCUGCUGCUGCUGCUGAGAGUAGUAGACCUCCACAGCCGCCUGCAGCCGAGCCACCCAAACACAUCCAGGAGAUGAGGAGGACUGCCAUCAUGCUGGUUAAGGGUUCCUACAUAGAGGAGUCCGACUUCCAGGAUGAUGUCAUGGUCUACGACCUUGUGGCAAAGAAGGACGCCCGCGAUACUGUGGAUCGGCGCAGACCCAGCAGGGAGACACAACCGGAAUCUGAAAUGGACUCAGAAUUUAACCUUGAGGAGGACGAUUUCAAAGAAUCCAGUCUGCAGGAGAAGGAUGAGGUCCCCCUCAGCAAUGGCCUGAGUCUUCCACUCCAUCCCACCAACAUGGAGGUCACAAAGGGGUCAAAGGAGGUCAAAGGUCAUGUUGCGGACCAUAACUCCAACCUCCAGAGCCCCUCGGCUACUGAGGUGGGGGACGACCUCAUGGGUCAGUAUGAGGAGCUGAUUCGUACGCUGGGCAGUGGCGAGGUCGGGGCUGAGACCGGGGGGAGCAGCCUUGUGAAAACGGCGGACAAAGAGUUCCGGAAUCCUGUUGUCACCCCCAUGGAGGAGGACGAGGUGGACUUCAGCUCCUUCUCUAUGGAUACGCCAGAGCUGGAGAAACAGCACUCGUCCCUGUUUGGGACCAAGCUCUGCAGUGGGAGCACUAGGAGUCAUUCGGUGCCUUUUACAGGUAAGAUAAAAACAACACUUUCUGAGAAAUAAAAGCCUUAACUAUUGUACAUCAAGGUUUUGUACAAUAUCUUCACCAGGUUUGAAGGUCAUCUCUCUAACACGUGUGAAUAAUUUGCUGAAGAAUCACAACGUGGUGGCUCUUAGCCUUGGUUCUCUCUCUCUUCCUGUGUAGAUUGAAGUUUUAUCUGUCUUACUUGAAGGCUUAUUCUUGAUCUUUAACCAGGUUUGACAGUCUGAGUAAAGAAUCUUUCUCUCUUCCUGUGUAGAUUGAAGUUUUAUCUGUCUUACUUUAAGGCUUAUUCUUGAUCUUUAACCAGGUUUGACAGUCUGAGUAAAGAAUCUUUCUCUCUUCCUGUGUAGAUUGAAGUUUUAUCUGUCUUACUUUAAGGCUUAUUCUUGAUCUUUAACCAGGUUUGACAGUCUGAGUAAAGACUCUCUUUCUCUCUCCCUGUAGGGCCAUUUGUCAGUGUGCUGUUGUCCCGUCUGGAGAACAUGCUGGAUAACUCUCUCCAUGUCAACCUCCUGCUGACUGGUAUACUGGCCCAGCUGGCUGCCUACCCCCAGCCUCUGCUGCAAUCCUUCCUCCUCAACACCAACAUGGUGUUCCAGCCCAGCGUACGCUCACUCUAUCAGGUACAGAGAGUGUGUGUGUGUGUGUGUGUGUGACUGUGACUGUCACCAGCCAAGUGUCCGAUCCCGCUCCUAGAUUCCAAUAAUUCUGUCACUUUCAGUCUGUCUGAAACACAGUCCUACUGUUAAGAUACUCACCAUAGACACUGCAAUGCACUCCUACUCAAAAUAGUGACACAACUCUCUCAGUAAACAUUUCACUCAGUUCCAUUUAGUAAGCAUUAGAGGUGUAAAAACGUCCAAAAAAACACUGUUUGCUUUUCUCCAUCAGCGCUCUGAGCUGUUUAAACCUCUGGAGACUAGACAGACAACCUGUUAGAAGUUAGAGAGGAGGGAUCCGUUACGAAUAGUAUUAGUUAGAGAGGAGGUUAUGAAUACUAUGUUUACGUCCCAAAUGGCACCUUAUCCCCUAUAUAAUGCACUACUUUUAACCAGAGUCUUAUGGACCCUGGUCAAAAGUGGUGCACUAUAUUAGGGGAUAGGGUGCCAUUUGAGACGCUAGGGGAUAGGGUGCCAUUUGAGACGCAGGCUAUCUGCGAGCGUACACUUAAUGUGUCAAUGAAAACAGAGUUCAUAAUGGCUGUGAAACAAGUCUCUAGUGAGACGUUAACACCGUGUUUCUCUCUGCUGCUGGCUGAUUCAUGCAUAAUUGAAUAGAGGAUGUGUAAACAAGUAAAUCAAAAUGGAAUGGGGCCGUUUGAAACCUCGCAUUAAAGGGAAUGUUUGGAUGGGGAUGAAAGGGGAAGGCGAGUUGUUGAUGUACAAACACUGGGUACUUCAUUUUCAUUAGGGUCCAGAUUAAAAGAGCUGGAUUGUUUGUCAUGGAGAUGAAUGCGGUUUGGUUCUCUCAUCAUCAGUGUGUCCUGUCUUGUUUAAUGUCCUUGUUUUGUCUGGUUUAUGGCUCUGGUUUUGUUUUCAAUCAUGUGAGAUGCUUUUAUGCAAAAGCUACCCGUUUUACACCUGAUAGUGUGUAUACAGUGGGGAGAACAAGUAUUUGAUACACUGCCGAUUUUGCAGGUUUUCCUACUUACAAAGCAUGUAGAGGUCUGUAAUUUGUAUCAUAGGUACACUUCAACUGUGAGAGACGGAAUCUAAAACAAAAAUCCAGAAAAUCACAUUGUAUGAUUUUUAAGUAAUGAAUUAGCAUUUUAUUGCAUGACAUAAGUAUUUGAUACAUCAGAAAAGCAGAACUUAAUAUUUGGUACAGAAACCUUUGUUUGCAAUUACAGAGAUCAUACGUUUCCUGUAGGUCUUGACCAGGUUUGCACACACUGCAGCAGGGAUUUUGGCCCACUCCUCCAUACAGACCUUCUCCAGAUCCUUCAGGUUUCGGGGCUGUCGCUGGGCAAUACGGACUUUCAGCUCCCUCCAAAGAUUUUCUAUUGGGUUCAGGUCUGGAGACUGGCUAGGCCACUCCAGGACCUUGAGAUGCUUCUUACGGAGCCACUCCUUAGUUGCCCUGGCUGUGUGUUUCGGGUCGUUGUCAUGCUGGAAGACCCAGCCACGACCCAUCUUCAAUGCUCUUACUGAGGGAAGGAGGUUGUUGGCCAAGAUCUCGCGAUACAUGGCCCCAUCCAUCCUCCCCUCAAUACGGUGCAGUCGUCCUGUCCCCUUUGCAGAAAAGCAUCCCCAAAGAAUGAUGUUUCCACCUCCAUGCUUCACGGUUGGGAUGGUGUUCUUGGGGUUGUACUCAUCCUUCUUCUUCCUCCAAACACGGCGAGUGGAGUUUAGACCAAAAAGCUCUAUUUUUGUCUCAUCAGACCACAUGACCUUCUCCCAUUCCUCCUCUGGAUCAUCCAGAUGGUCAUUGGCAAACUUCAGACGAGCCUGGACAUGGGCUGGCUUGAGCAGGGGGACCUUGCGUGCACUGCAGGAUUUUAAUCCAUGACGGCAUAGUGUGUUACUAAUGGUUUUCUUUGAGACUGUGGUCCCAGCUCUCUUCAGGUCAUUGACCAGGUCCUGCCGUAUAGUUCUGGGCUGAUCCCUCACCUUCCUCAUGAUCAUUGAUGCCCCACGAGGUGAGAUCUUGCAUGGAGCCCCAGACCGAGGGUGAUUGACCGUCAACUUGAACUUCUUCCAUUUUCUAAUAAUUGCGCCAACAGUUGUUUCCUUCUCACCAAGCUGCUUGCCUAUUGCCCUGUAGCCCAUCCCAGCCUUGUGCAGGUCUACAAUUUUAUCCCUGAUGUCCUUACACAGCUCUCUGGUCUUGGCCAUUGUGGAGAGGUUGGAGUCUGUUUGAUUGAGUGUGUGGACAGGUGUCUUGUAUACAGGUAACAAGUUCAAACAGGUGCAGUUAAUACAGGUAAUGAGUGGAGAACAGGAGGGCUUCUUAAAGAAAAACUAACAGGUCUGUGAGAGCCGGAAUUCUUACUGGUUGGUAGGUGAUCAAAUACUUAUGUCAUGCAAUAAAAUGCAAAUUAAUUACUUAAAAAUCAUACAAUGUGAUUUUCUGGAUUUUUGUUUUAGAUUCCGUCUCUCACAGUUGAAGUGUACCUAUGAUAAAAAUUACAGACCUCUACAUGCUUUGUAAGUAGGAAAACCUGCAAAAUCGGCAGUGUAUCAAAUACUUGUUCUCCCCACUGUAUCAAUACUCUUGGCAUCGAAUACGUAAAGCGUAUUGGCUUAAUUCAGUCAAAACAAAUGUAAACUUUCUUUGAUAAGUCAUCUUGCGCUGUGGAAAUGAAAUGAUUGGAUUCAUUUUUCUCAAUAGACCAAUAAAAUGUUUCCUGUGUGCAAAAAAAACAACGUAAUUAAGCAUGGUUACCUCAUUGAUCCACCAUCUUGUUUCAAUGUAAGCUCGCGAGAUCAGGAUAGUCGAACGAGACUAACUCAUUGUAGCUUUAAUAAAAUAUUUAUCCUGUACUCUCCGUGCUCUGGCAGUAAAGUCUUCACACCCCUUUACUUUUUCCACAUUUUGAUGCGUUACAGCCUGAAUUUAAAAUGGAUUAAAUUGAGAUUUUGUGUCACUGAUCUACACAAAAUACCCCAUAAUAUCAAAGUGGAAUUUUAUUAGUAGAACAUUUUCAAAAUUAAUAAAAAAUUAAAAGCUGUAUUGAGUCAAUAAGUAUUCAACCCCUUUGUUAUGGCAAGCCUAAAUAAGUUCAGGAGUAUAAAUGUGCUUAACAAAUCACAUAAUAAGUUGCAUGGACUCAUUCUGUGUUCAAUAAUAGUGGUUAACAUGAUUUUUCAAUGACUACCCCAAACAUACAAUUAUCUGUAAGGUCCCUCAAUCGAGUAAUGAAUUUCAAGCACAGAUUCAAAGACCAGGGAGGUUUUUCAAUGCCUCGCAAAGAAGGGCAUUGAUUGGUAGAUCAAAAAAGCAGAUGUUGAAUAUCCCAUUGAGCAUGGUGACGUUAUUAAUUAGGCUUUGGAUGGUGUAUCAAUAUACCCAGUCACUACAAAACUACAGGUGUCCUUCCUAACUCAGUUGCCGAAGAGGAAGGAAACUGCUCAGUGAUUUCACAAUGAGGCUAAUGGGGAUUUUAAAACAGUUACAGAGUUUAAUGGUUGUGAUAUGAGAAGGCUGAGGAUAGAUCAACAACAUUGUAGUUACUCCACAAUACUAACCUAAAUGACAGAGUAAAAAGAAAGAACCUUGUACAGAAUAAAAAAUAUUCCAAAACAUGCAUUCUGUUUGCAACAAGACACUUAAGUUAUACUGCAAAAAAUGUGGCAAAGAAAGGAACAUUUUGUCCUGAAUACAAAGCGUUAUGUUUGGGGCAAAUUCGACUGAGUACCACUCUUCAUAUUUUCAAGCAUGGUGGUGGCUGCAUCAUGUUAUGGGUAUGCUUGUCAUCUGCAAGGACUAGGGAGUUUUUUAGGAUAAAAAUAAACGGAAUACAGCUAAGCAUAGGCAAAAUCCUAGAGGAAAACCUGGUUCAGUCUUCUUUCCAACAGACACUGGGAGACUAAUUCACCUUUUAGCAGGACAAUUUAAAAAAACACAAGACAAAAUCUACACUGGAGUUGCUUACCAAGACGACAUUGAAUGUUCCUGAGUGGCCGAGUUACAGUUUUAACUUUAAAUCGGUUUGAAAAUCUAUGGCAAGACUUGAAAAUGACUUUCUAGCAAUGAUCAACAACUAACUUGACAGAGCUUGAAUAUUUUUUAAAAUAAUGGGCAAAUAUUGUACAAUUCAGAUGUGCAAAGCUCUUAGAGACUUACCCAGAAAGACUUCCAACUGUAUUUGCUGCCAAAGGUGUUUCUAACAUGUAUUGUCUCAGUGGGUGAAUACUUAUCUAAUCAAGAUGUAUUAGUGUUUUAUUUUUCAUAUUUUUGUUUAUAAAUGGUAACAUUUUUCUUCCACUUUGACAUUAGAGUAUUUUGUGUAGAUCGUUGACCAAAAAUUACAAUGAAAUCAAUUUUAAUCCCACUUUGUAACACAACAAAAUUUGGAAAAAGUGUGAAUACUUUCUGAAGACACUGUAUUUCCCUUAAAAAUGCCUACUGUUCAAUUACUGUCUGAUGUUCUACUGAUGUUACUAUGUAUGUGUUUCCAUAUCAGGUACUAGCCUCCCUUAAGAACCAGAUAGAGCAGCAGGCCUCGACCAAGAAGGACUUCCCAGAGCUGAUCACCUCCGCCCAGCACUGCCUCCUGGCCAGGGAGAGUUCACUCAAGGGUCAAGGUGAGACUUGAUUGACUACAGUACCCAUAAUGCUCUGUACUACAUAUACAGUUUCAUGUUAGUAAAGAUGUUCUGAAGCUAACGUGAUGGCUUCCCUGCAAGGAUACAUAAAGUGUUUAUAACAACUGUAUAACUGUGGACUGUUACUUACUGGUAGUAUAAAUGUUUUGUUUGAAGAGACGUUGUUCAAUGUUGAACUUAUUGUGAGUUAUCCUAUGAUCAUCAUUAGAAUGUAAUUUAGGUCUGUUUUGUAGCUUAUAGACAUAGAUAGCCAGGUCAUUGAGAUGAGAAUAGAAAUAGGCAAAGCUUACAGAGGAUUUGAGGCAAUAUCCUAGAUCAGAAGACCAGUAAUUAGCCAUGUAAUAACGCUGUUUUCUAAUCGCUGCAAUGCAAUGAAGCACCACUGAAAGAUUAAAACUGUAUCUGUGCUUAAUUUGUGAUGUGUUUGGUUCCUCGAGGACUUAGAGAAUAUAUUCAGCUUGGUCUUGUUGUGGGCAUGAAGCACUGCAGCAAUGGAGAAACAACUCAGGUCCUCCUGAUGUUCUUCAUCUCAUACUUGUCUAGUCUACUGCAUUCCCAAUGGUUUCUCCCCUCCAUUUUAUCUGAGAACUUUCUCUCUGAGCAAGGAAUGUAUUGGUAUGAGAUUGCAUGAGGUUUAAAAAGGAAAAUGAGACUGAUAUAAAAGGGAGAAUUUCUUCUUUCAAGUGGGCUAACAUGAACUUGCUACAACGUCCAACUGCAGUUAAAUGUUACUUAUCCUCUACAGAUACAAACAGUGGAGACAGCAGUGAAUGUUCCCCCCUGGAGGCAGGAAGGAUGAUGAAGAGCUCUCCUCCUCCCCAGCCCAAGACCAUUUCCCUGGCCAGGACCGAGGUCUUCGCUACCGUCCUCUUCACAGAGUUCCUCAAAGAACUGGCGGCUAUUGCACAGGAGCACUCCAUACUAUCGCACGUCCCUAUGGAGGAGUAACGAUAUAAUAACAUUGUAAUAAUGUUAUAAUAACGUUAUUAUAAUGUUUUAAUAAUGUUAUGGUAAUAUUGUCUCACAGGGAAGGAGUGAGUGUCUGUCCCUGACUUGUUGUGUCCACUCGGGUCAUUUUAAACAUUUUUUAAAAUACUCUAUGAAAAUUGUUCAUAUUUUCCAGCACUACUUGAUGAAGAAGACGAUACCUCUUGGAUUGAUUCAAUCGUCUUUAAUCUCGCUCCCUGAGGUAGUUUUUAAAUAGGGUUAUAUAUAUAUUUGAGGCUAAUAUAUUUUUCCAAACCAAUAUGUAAAAACGUUGGGCUCUGAUGUACAGUAACACAUAACUUACAGGAAUAUCUCACCCAUUUUAUGCAUUUGCCGCUGAUAGACUCAUAUGUAUAUGGCUCCGCCCUCAGAGAGUUGUAUGCAUAGGCCUAUGUCACAUCCAAGGAGCAGGUCAUGUGAUUUAUAAUAACUGACCUACUUUAAGCCUUUGGUGGAAGCCCUGCACCAACCAAUAAGAAUGCUGAAAUGGAAGUUUGGGGCUAAUCAACCAAAGACUGAAUAGAAUGGAACAGGCUGAACGGAACAAUGGAAAAUCAAUGAUACACAAAGGAUACAUAAUCUGUCCCUUUAGGCUUUUAGACAUACAAUAUUGCAUUCAUAAACAUCAGUGUACUGCUCUGGUUGCAACAGCCUCUCCAGUGAACCAGCUCUAGUUGUCUUGUAGUGAUGGCCACCAUACAAUGGGGACUUACUUAUACGUGGCCUUACGGUGGUGCCGUGUCGACACCCUGGGAUUGCAUGCUGUACUGGAUACAAUCAGGAGCCUAUUUUUCAGGAUGUCUCCCUGCGGCGUAUUCAUCACUAAACAAAUCACAUUUUAUUCGUCACGUGCUCCGUAAACGACAGGUGUAGACUAACAGUGAAAUGCUUACUUACGGGCCCUUCCCAUCAACGCAGAGAGAAAGAAAAUAGUGUAAUAAUAGAAAUGUAAUAACAAAUACACAAUGAGUAACGCUAACUUGGCUAUAAACGCUAGGUACCAGUACCGAGUACACUAGCAGCAGCACAAUAAA
Coregonus sp. 'balchen' is the source of this 35701-nucleotide messenger RNA. The record is from the annotation of a GenBank genome assembly. Lineage: Eukaryota; Metazoa; Chordata; Actinopteri; Salmoniformes; Salmonidae.